AUGACCUAAUAGUUAAAUAUAGCUAUUGAUAUCUAUAAUAUUAAAAAGAAUCAUAAUAUUUAUAAGUGAAUAUUUAAAAAAGAAAAAACCUAAAUUUAUUAAAUUAUCAAAUUUUAAUUCGAUAACUUAAAUUAUGUAUUCAUCAAGCUAUACUUCACCUAAUAAAAUUAUUGAUAGUAAUUGUGUUGAUAAAGGAAAUCUAUUUUUAGGUAAGCUUAAUUAUUUAUUACAAAGGAAAUAAACAUUCUACAGCUAUAUAACAUUUGGAAUAAUUAUAAAUUGGAGCUAUCUUAACAGUAGCUGA
This is a messenger RNA of Paramecium sonneborni, 304 nucleotides long. NCBI's taxonomy places the organism in Eukaryota, Ciliophora, Oligohymenophorea, Peniculida, Parameciidae. The record is from the annotation of a GenBank genome assembly.